AUGCCCGCCGUUUUGCAGGUUGGACUGGCGUUUGAGGUUGACCGCGGGCGGACGUGGCGGGAGUGCGAGGCGGGUGUGCUAGCAUUUAGUCUCUUAUGGGGGUGCACAGCACAGUCAGGAGUUGCCAUGUUCUAUAUGGAACUUUCUCACCAUGCCUCUCGUGUUCUGUCAGAUGGUCCAGACGUUGUUCACGUUCUAGUUGUUAUGGUAGCUUCGCAAUUGUCGUUCACAUGUGUUCCAGCCUCAGCCCUCUGUGAUCACCUCCAUCUGCUCAUCGUCCGGAGUUUGGCGAGGAGCUGUAUCUCCUUCCCAGUCAUCAAUUCGAACUCGUACGGGUUCGUGUCUGGGUUCACAAAGGGAGGGGGGUCCUUGAACAUCACAUGGGGUUCCGGAGUUGGCGCUAGCGCAUGGUAUUGGGUCGUGUGGGUGGUCAGGCGUGUUCAGUUCAGCCCGUCUUGGGGGUUGGGUCAUAUGGCUCGCUGUUUGGCACAAGGCUCGGGCCAGGGGAUGGCAUGCUUGUUCCGUAUUUUGGAUGUAGUGGAGGAGUUGGAGUAUCCCACGUUGGGGCUCACUAGCUAG
Messenger RNA from Rhodofomes roseus, 579 nucleotides. RefSeq lists its product as uncharacterized. The transcript is spliced from 5 exons. NCBI's taxonomy places the organism in Eukaryota, Fungi, Basidiomycota, Agaricomycetes, Polyporales, Fomitopsidaceae. Bases 1 to 579 code for a protein of 192 amino acids. The record is from RefSeq and is a predicted model, not a curated record.